This is a messenger RNA of Thamnophis elegans (Western terrestrial garter snake), 1645 nucleotides long. RefSeq names its product vasoactive intestinal peptide receptor 1 (gene VIPR1). Gene Ontology annotation, molecular function: vasoactive intestinal polypeptide receptor activity; G protein-coupled peptide receptor activity; peptide hormone binding. Lineage: Eukaryota; Metazoa; Chordata; Lepidosauria; Squamata; Natricidae. Gene Ontology annotation, cellular component: plasma membrane. The record is from RefSeq and is a predicted model, not a curated record. The transcript is spliced from 12 exons. Gene Ontology annotation, biological process: adenylate cyclase-modulating G protein-coupled receptor signaling pathway; cell surface receptor signaling pathway. The coding region runs from base 1 to 1218 and encodes 405 amino acids.
AUGAAAUUCCUGCCAGCAGUAUCAGAUCCCCACGAUGAGAUCCCUUCACCAUUGCUGGCCCUCCGUAAAUUUUGGGGAAACAAGGUGUUGUCCUGCCCAGUCGUUUUCACCUACUUUACAAAAUUUCAAGGUAACGUCAGCAGGAACUGUACCAGGGAUGGCUGGUCAGAUAUUUAUCCUGCCCCGUAUCCGGUGGCUGUGGGGUAUGACCCCAACACGACAGUCACUGAGGAACAGUCGGUCGUCUUCUACGGCACCGUGAAAACUGGAUACACCAUUGGACACAGUUUGUCUCUCAUCGCUCUGUCGUUGGCCAUGAUGGUCCUCAGCUUCUUCAGGAAGCUGCAUUGCACCCGGAAUUAUAUCCACAUGCAUCUGUUUAUGUCCUUCAUCCUCCGUGCUGUGGCCGUCUUCAUCAAGGAUUUCAUUUUGUUCGAAAACGGAGAAUCGGAGUACUGCUCCACAAGCUCGGUGGGUUGCAAAGCUGCGAUGGUGUUUUUCCAGUACUGCAUCAUGGCUAAUUUCUUCUGGCUUCUGGUCGAGGGCUUGUAUCUCCACACCCUUCUGGUCAUCUCCUUCUUUUCGGAGAAGAAAUACUUCUGGUGGUACAUCGUCAUAGGCUGGGGUGCGCCGAUGGUGUUCAUUUUGGCUUGGACCAUCACAAGGAUUUACUUUGAAAAUACGGGUUGCUGGGAUGUAAUUGAAUCUCCGUACUGGUGGAUUAUCAAAGCUCCCAUCUUGGUUUCUAUACUGGUCAACUUUGUGCUCUUUAUACGCAUUAUCCGGAUCUUGGUUCAGAAGCUUCACUCUCCGGAUGUCGGGCGAAACGAAACAAGCCAAUAUUCGAGGCUAGCCAAAUCCACUCUUCUUCUGAUCCCUCUCUUCGGUAUCCACUACACCAUAUUUGCCUUUUUUCCGGACACAGUCAAGAAAGAAGUGAUGUACGUCAAACUGGUCUUCGAACUUAUUGUCGGUUCCUUCCAGGGCUUCGUGGUCGCGGUGUUGUAUUGCUUCGUCAACGGGGAGGUCCAGUCCGAAAUGAAACGUAAAUGGCGUCGGUGGCACUUGGAACGCUUCCUCGGUUCCGACAUGAAGUAUCACCACCCGUCUGUCGGAAGCACCGGCACCAAUUUCACCACCCAGAUCUCGAUGGAGGCCACCUGCAGCCCCAAAUCUCAACGCAGCUCCACUUUCCAAGCCGAGAAAUCUCUGGUUUGAGACCCACGGAGGCCGAAGACGAUGCCUGGCAAAAAAGCUGCAAGCAACAGGAUUUGAGAUUAUUCAAGUAUUUGGCAUUAUUAUUAUCAUUAUCAUCGCCAUUAUCCUCAUUAUUAUUAUUAUUAUUAUUAAAGCCAUUUUUUUUUUUGCAAGCAGAACUGGGGGGGGGGGCAGAGGACUCUGAAUAAGAGAGAUUAAGUCUGGACGAAUCCCUCUUCCUUUUUUUCUGAGCUGGAAUCGGUUUUGAAGGUGGAGACAGCCAGGUUUUUUUUCCAUCUGGCUGGGAUGGACAGGAAGGAAUGGAAGAACUCAGCUGUGAAAAACAGAAUUGUUUCACUGAUGACGGGGCCGACUUGGGUCAUGAAACGUCUGGAAGAAAACCACCAAGCUCAGAGAGCACCAAGGACCCCACAGUCCUCUUCUUCGU